Molecule: messenger RNA, 810 nt
Organism: Capronia coronata CBS 617.96
Lineage: Eukaryota; Fungi; Ascomycota; Eurotiomycetes; Chaetothyriales; Herpotrichiellaceae
Exons: 2
Coding region: 1-810 (269 amino acids)
Biological process (GO): translation
Cellular component (GO): mitochondrial large ribosomal subunit; ribosome
Molecular function (GO): structural constituent of ribosome
Source: RefSeq, a predicted model, not a curated record
AUGCUGCAGCCACGAUUAUACAGGCCUGCAGUGCCUUCAGACACGCUUAUGACUUCUUUGAUAUCUUCUCUGAGCUCCUUGAGCCUAUGCUCUAAGCAUUCGCACCUGCAGACCUUCCUGACCACGACCUUUGUUCGACAUGCUUCUCACGCACAGCAAGGACGGGCCAAUGGCCCUGGUGACUCUGCCGGAAGACGAUUAGGCGCCAAAAAGUCGGCCUCUGAGUACGUCGUGCCGGGGAACAUAAUUUUCAAACAGAGAGGCACGAAAUGGCAUCCUGGCGAGAACGUGGGCAUUGGCAAAGACCACACCAUCUAUGCGACGGAACACGGUUACGUUCGAUACUACCGAGAUCCCCUUAAACACCCCAAGCGGCGAUAUAUAGGAGUGGCAUUGGAAAAGGAAGGCCCGGGCUCGCAGCUGCCAUACCCUCCAAAUGCACCCUCUCGCAGACGGCUAGGCAUGUACGCGACGCCGGUCAAAGAGCCGCAAUCGGGCAAAGACACGCUAGAUUCGUCAACGAGCAGUUACAGCUAUGCCGCUUUCAAGACCGGGUCCACUCCCACGAUACCUCCGCCUACGAUUCAUCGACAGGGCACGUAUCGUGAAGCCAACGUAUCGAUUGGACGUGCCGCAGAGAGAAAAGGAGUCAAGGUCCGCCCAUAUGAUCGACGGGACCGCUGGCUGGCCUGGAGAAGACGUGCUGCUCGAGUGAAGAUGGGGCUGGAAGCGAAGGCAGCCAGAGCCACGAGAAAGUCCAAGGGCAAGAAGUCGAACAAGGGUGCAAAGAUGGGUGUCAGCCAGAGAUAG